AUGAAACUCCGUCCUUUUCAUGAUAUCCAGCACAUCUAUCCUUUUAAUGCUUCAUUCAAGAUCCAUUUAUUUUCCAGCCUCUCAAAACCCACUUGGAAUUCAUCACAAACCAAUCUCUCCAUCACAAACCCAACUCUAUUAGCUGUAGAAUCAUGCAAUUCCAUGGCCCAGUUGAGGCAAAUUCAAGCACAAUAUACUAGAACCGGCCUCCUUUUCCACGUUUUCCCUGUCAGCAGAAUCUUAACCUUUUGUGCUCUAUCAGACACUGGAGAUCUAAAGUAUGCUCAUCGCCUUUUCAACCAGUUCUCUAAUCCCAACGUUUAUAUGUGGAACAUCAUGAUCAGAGGGUAUCUAAAAUCACAUUUGAAUGUAAAGGGGUUGUCUUUAUUUCGCUUAAUGGUUCGAAAGUGCGUGGAAAUGGACAGGAGGAGCUUUGUGUUUGGAUUGAAAGCAUGCGAGUGUUUACGAGCGGGGGAAUCGUUACAUUCUUUGGUUUGGAAAGUGGGUUUUGAUUGUGAUUUGGUUGUGCAAAACGGGUUGGUUCACUUCUACGGUGAGAGAGGACAGUUGUGUUGUGCACGAAAGGUGUUCGAUGAAAGUUGUGAGAGGGAUGUUUUUUCUUGGACUAGUUUAAUAAAUGGGUACGCGAAACAAGGCAUGCCAGACGAGGCAUUGCGAGUUUUUGAGUUGAUGGAGGCUAGUGGGGUUCAACCUAAUGAGAUCACGAUGAUAGCAGUGUUUUCUGCUUGUUCUCACAAACAGGACUUGGAGUUGGGGAAAUUUAUACAUGAUCAUGUCAAAAGAAUGAAUCUGAAUACGAGUCUCAAUCUAAUGAAUUCGAUAUUGGAUAUGUAUGUGAAAUGUGGUUCUUUAGUUACUGCUAGAGAGAUGUUUGAUAAUAUGAGAACCAAAGAUGUUUUCUCAUGGACGAGUAUGAUAAAUGGGUAUGCCAAAAACAAUGAGCUGGUUUCAGCAAAGAAACUGUUCGAUGAAAUGCCUGAGAGAAACAUUGUAUCUUGGAAUGCUAUGAUUGCAGGCUAUUCACAAAACAACAAACCAAAAGAAGCUCUAGAACUCUUUCUCGACAUGGAAAAUGAAGGUUUGGUUCCUAUAGAGAGCACUUUAGUAUGUGUGCUCUCUGCUUGUGGUCAAUCAGGUUGCUUAGAUUUAGGCCAAUGGAUGUACUUCUACUACAUCAAGCAAAAUCGGAUUCAACCCACAGUGACACUAGGAAAUGCAUUCAUAGACAUGUAUGCCAAAUGCGGGAAGAUUGAUGCAGCAGAAGAGAUUUUUAAUGAAAUCCAUGAUAAAGAUUUAGUAUCUUGGAACUCCAUGAUUGUGGGUUUUGCUUCCCAUGGGCAUGCAAUCAAGGCUCUUAGUCUUUUCAAAGAUAUGAUAGGAACAGGAUUAUACAAACCAGAUGAGGUUACAUUUAUCGGUGUGCUAUCAGCUUGUAGCCAUGGAGGGUUACUCACCCAAGGAAGAAGCUACUUCAAAGAGAUGGAAACCAGGUUUGGGGUUAAACCAAGAGUGGAGCAUUAUGCUUGUAUGAUUGAUUUACUUGGAAGAAUUGGGGUUUUGGAUGAAGCUUAUGAGUUGAUAAAAGAGAUGCCAAUGGAAGCUGAUAAAGUUGUUUGGGGAGCGCUUCUUAAUGCGUGUAGGAUGCAUGGUGAUGUUGAUUUGGGUAAAAUUGCUACUGAAAAGCUUCUUAAGUUGGAUCCAAAUGAUAGUGGUGUUUAUGUGCUUAUGGAAAGUUUAUGUGCUAGUAGAUGUAAAUGGGAUGAGGUAAAGAAGAUUAGAAGUGUGAUGAGAGGGAAUGGUGUUAAGAAAACACCAGGGUGUAGUUGUGUACAAGUGGAGGGUGUGUUUCAUGAGUUCUUGUCUGCUGAUAAAACGCAUCCUAAAUCGGAGAAUGUAUAUCAAGUAUUGAGUGAAAUAACAUCACUGUCGAGGUUGGAUUGGAACAAUUAA
This is a messenger RNA of Lactuca saligna, 1971 nucleotides long. The record is from the annotation of a GenBank genome assembly. NCBI's taxonomy places the organism in Eukaryota, Viridiplantae, Streptophyta, Magnoliopsida, Asterales, Asteraceae.